CCCUGCAAAGCGGCCUUAUUUAUCUGGGCACAGCCUCAGCCUCCCCGGUGGGAGGCUCGGGGCGGCCGAUCCUCUCCCACCGGGGAGCUCCUCUCGGGGCGCGGCCGAGGGGGCCGGCCAGGCCGGCGCGGGGCGCUGGGCACGGCCGGGCCCUGCCGGCCAGGCCAGCACCUCGGCCGCCUCCCCGCUUCGCGGGCGCCCAUGCCGGGCUCCCCAUGACGGGAGGACGCCCGGCGGACAGCGUGGCAUGAGCCAGGAGCCCGGGCCGAGAGCUAGCGAGGAAGAUGUCGAGCCCGGGCAUCAACGGCGACUCCAAGCCUCCAUGCUUGCCUCGAAACGGCCUGGUAAAGCUGCCGGGCCAGCCCAACGGCCUGGGUGCAGCCAGUAUCACCAAGGGCACUCCGGCUGCCAAGAACCGCCCCUGCCAGCCACCACCCCCACCCACCCUCCCGCCACCCAGCCUGGCUUCCCCGAUGCCGAGGGCUGCCCUUGCGGGGGGCCUGUGCCCCGCCGCGGGGCUUCCCAUUGGUGGACCAGCCUCAGCGCCGGUGCCUGGGCCCCCAGCAGAGCGGCCACCGCUAGCCACAGACGAAAAGAUCCUCAACGGCCUGUUCUGGUACUUCUCGGCCUGCGAGAAGUGCGUGCUGGCCCAGGUGUGCAAGGCCUGGCGGCGCGUGCUCUACCAGCCCAAGUUCUGGGCAGGCCUGACACCCGUGUUGCACGCCAAGGAGCUCUACAACGUGCUGCCUGGUGGUGAGAAGGAGUUCGUGAACCUGCAGGGCUUCGCUGCGCGUGGCUUCGAGGGCUUCUGCCUGGUCGGUGUCUCCGACCUGGACAUCUGUGAGUUCAUCGACAACUACUCCCUCUCCAAGAAGGGCGUCAAGGCCAUGAGCCUCAAGCGCUCCACCAUCACUGACGCCGGCCUGGAGGUGAUGCUGGAGCAGAUGCAGGGCGUAGUGCGCCUCGAGCUGUCCGGCUGCAACGACUUCACCGAGGCGGGGCUGUGGUCCAGCCUGAGCGCGCGCAUCACCUCGCUGAGCGUGAGCGACUGCAUCAACGUGGCCGAUGACGCCAUCGCGGCCAUCUCACAGCUGCUGCCCAACCUGGCUGAGCUGAGCUUGCAGGCCUACCACGUGACGGACACGGCGCUGGCCUACUUCACGGCGCGCCAGGGCCACAGCACGCACACGCUGCGCCUGCUCUCCUGCUGGGAGAUCACCAACCACGGCGUGGUCAACGUGGUGCACAGCCUGCCCAACCUUACCGCGCUCAGCCUCUCAGGCUGCUCCAAGGUCACCGACGACGGCGUCGAGCUCGUGGCCGAGAACCUGCGCAAGCUGCGCAGCCUCGACCUCUCCUGGUGCCCGCGCAUCACUGACAUGGCGCUGGAGUACGUGGCCUGCGACCUGCACCGCCUGGAGGAGCUCGUGCUGGACAGGUGUGUACGCAUCACGGACACCGGCCUCAGCUAUUUGUCCACCAUGUCGUCCCUCCGCAGCCUCUACCUGCGAUGGUGCUGCCAGGUGCAGGACUUCGGGCUGAAGCACCUCCUGGCCAUGAGGAGUUUGCGUCUCUUGUCUCUGGCAGGCUGCCCGCUGCUGACCACCACGGGGCUGUCUGGCCUGGUGCAGCUGCAGGAGCUGGAGGAGCUGGAGCUGACCAACUGCCCCGGGGCCACCCCCGAGCUCUUCAAGUACUUCUCGCAGCACCUACCCCGCUGCCUCGUCAUCGAGUAGCGCGGGGCCUUCCGCCCCCGUCGCAGGAACCCGCCGCGCUCCGGGCGGGGACGCGGGGGCGCCGCUGAGCC
This is a messenger RNA of Equus quagga, 1807 nucleotides long. RefSeq names its product F-box and leucine rich repeat protein 16 (gene FBXL16). NCBI's taxonomy places the organism in Eukaryota, Metazoa, Chordata, Mammalia, Perissodactyla, Equidae. Gene Ontology annotation, cellular component: SCF ubiquitin ligase complex. The transcript is spliced from 6 exons. Gene Ontology annotation, biological process: SCF-dependent proteasomal ubiquitin-dependent protein catabolic process. The record is from RefSeq and is a predicted model, not a curated record. The coding region runs from base 285 to 1736 and encodes 483 amino acids. Gene Ontology annotation, molecular function: protein binding.